ACUUGAGCCCCCACUGCUCUGUCCCAUGCCUGUUCAGCAUUCUGACUAAUCCCCUACUCAUGGGGAGCUUGGUGCCGGGGUCCAGGCAGGCACCAGGAGGAGAGUUGUAAUCUGCUUUUCAGAUUUGGAGUCGACAGAGGGAUUUAACCCUUGGAAACUUAGUGCCCUGUGGUGGGAGGGACAGAUUAAAACCUCCCUUUAUCAGGGCUAGAGAAAAGCCCAGCAGGGAGAGAGAGAGUAGGACAGGGGCAAAUGCCAAAGCUGAUCCUGGUUCCUGCUGUGCCCCCAUGGCUCCCAGAACAGUCCUCAUCACUGGCUGUUCCUCAGGCAUCGGGUUGGCACUGGCCGUGAGACUGGCCACCGAUUCCCAGGGCCGCUUCAAAGUGCUGGCCACCAUGAGAGACCUGAGUUGCCGAGGACCCCUAGAGGAAGCAGCUGGAUCAGCUCUGGGACAAACUCUAGAGAUUGGGCAACUGGACGUCUGUGAUGAGGGCUCCAUCACCCGAUGCCUGAAUAAGCUUCCGGGGCAAUAUGUGGACAUCCUUGUCAGUAAUGCAGGCAUAGGGCUCAUCGGGCCACUUGAGUCACUGUCCCUGGAUGACAUGCGCCAGGUCAUGGACACCAAUUUCUUUGGGUUGGUGCAGCUGGUCCGGGCACUGAUGCCUGCAAUGAAGCGCCAACGACGGGGGCACAUCGUGGUCAUCAGCAGCAUCAUGGGCUUGCAGGGCAUCAUGUUCAAUGACAUCUAUGCAGCUUCCAAAUUCGCUGUGGAGGGUUUCUGUGAGAGUCUCCUGGUCCAGGCUCUUCGGUUCAACAUUUCGGUAACACUGGUAGAGCCAGGCCCUGUGACCUCAGAGUUCGAGGGAAAGCUGUAUUCCGGGGUGGAGCAGGUGGACUGUGUCGGCACUGACUCGGAGACUGCAGACAUCUUUACCCGAAUCUACUUGCCCAACUCCCGGGCUCUCUUUGCUAGCCUGAGCCAGAGCCCUGAGGAUGUGGCCGAGCACACCCUGAAGGUUAUCUGUGCCCGCCGCCCACCCUUCCGCCACCAAACGAACCCGGCCUACACGCCUAUGCUGGCCCUGAAGCGUGCGGACCCGUCGGGGGAACUGGCGGGGGCCGCCUUCUACAGCCUAGUCUUCCGUCACGGGCCGCUGCUGCGAGCCAGCCUUCACGCCGUGCGCCUCUGCCGCUGGAAGGCGCGCAAGCUCCGCCAGGCUCUACGCCUGCUCGGUCUCCGCUGAGUCGGCUCCCCUCCGGCCCCCGCCGGGCCGCGGGCAAGCUUGAAGAAGCUUCGCUCGCUUUCCUCCACUCAGUGCCCAGCCCAGGAAUCCCGCUGUAACCUGGGCCCUGGGGGACCUGGGCAGGGGCGCAGUGCGCGUAGGUCUGUGGAGUUGGAGGGACUAGAUGGGGAGUGUAGGACUGGGAGCUCUCUCCCUUCCUUUCAGCUUCUGAGCUGAAGUAACCCACCCUUGGCACAUUCCAGUCCAGCCCCUCGCUCCUUUCUCAUUUCCUAUAUGUCCGAGGUCACACGUUACAGGGGAACCCGGGUCUCCGGACUCUAAAUCCCCCCAUCCUGGCACCAAGAAGAUCUAAGGCGCGGGGCUGGGGGCGGGCAGCAGGGUGGGAGAGCCAGGUGGUAAGGGAUGCCCAAG
Molecule: messenger RNA, 1655 nt
Organism: Dromiciops gliroides (monito del monte)
Lineage: Eukaryota; Metazoa; Chordata; Mammalia; Microbiotheria; Microbiotheriidae
Product: retinol dehydrogenase 8-like
Exons: 6
Coding region: 288-1244 (318 amino acids)
Biological process (GO): estrogen biosynthetic process
Cellular component (GO): cytoplasm
Molecular function (GO): estradiol 17-beta-dehydrogenase [NAD(P)+] activity
Source: RefSeq, a predicted model, not a curated record